AGUUUUAAGAUUCCAUCUUCCUAAACACACCCACACAUACAGACGUAAAAAGGGAAAGAAGAAAAGUAAAUAAAUUUCAUAACCAAAUCUAUUCCGUGUUCUUACAGACAAACAGACAGAGAAACCAAAAGAAAAAAUAUCAAAGGAAGAAAGCAAGAAAGAAAGAAGAGUGGGUUAAUAAUAUAUAUUAUGAUAUUACCAUUUGGGAAGCUAGGAACACUUGCUUUGAAAACAUUUUGCAAACCAAUCGCUAAAAGAAUCAAAAAAGAAGCCGGUCGUUAUCCUCAGUUCCGUCACUCCAUUAUCAAUGUUGCUCAGCUUAAUCAUCGAUUUAAAACAAAGUUGCAAAGGCGAAUAUAUGGUCAUGCAAUAGAUGCCGCUAUUCGCCCUCUUAACGAGGAAAAAGCCGUUCAAGCGGCUGCAGAUAUGCUUGGGGAACUCUUUGUGUUCACCGUUGCAGGAAUCGCGGUUAUCUUGGAGGUCCAAAGAAGUUCAAAAGCAGAAGCUAGGAAGGAGGCCAUGCGUAGACAAGAACUAGAGGCAUUGAGACAACGUGAUGAAGAUCUUGCUAGAGAAGUUGAGAUGCUCAAAUGCAAAAUCACCGAGAUAGAACAAGUUACUAAAGGACGAGGGUUAGGUAACUUUCUGAAGCCUCUUUGGAUCGACUCCAGGCAUAUUCAAUGAAUUUAUUGACGCUAACAUUAGAUAUACAUAGGAUAUUCAUUGUCUCUUAGGUGUAUGCGAUAGAAUGCCUUUUGUGAACGAUAUGGUUUAUGAAUCACCAUAGAUUGUAAGCAUUUGAAAACACUUUAUGCGAAUUUUGUUUUUUAAAUCA
This is a messenger RNA of Erigeron canadensis, 835 nucleotides long. RefSeq names its product OPA3-like protein. The transcript is spliced from 4 exons. Gene Ontology annotation, cellular component: mitochondrion. The record is from RefSeq and is a predicted model, not a curated record. Bases 190 to 684 code for a protein of 164 amino acids. NCBI's taxonomy places the organism in Eukaryota, Viridiplantae, Streptophyta, Magnoliopsida, Asterales, Asteraceae. Gene Ontology annotation, biological process: regulation of lipid metabolic process.